UCAGCCAGUCGGUCCGCGCGCAGUGUGAAGCGGAGCGCAGGAGCUCGUUCUCAUUCUGAGAAACUGCCGGGCUGUGCAGAGUGAAAUGGGAUUUUACAUCUCACAACUUUCUCACUAAGAGGAAUUCCAGACGGAUCAAUGGCAUGGCUGUCGACGCUGCCUCCAGCUUUAGUUUCUGUCGUCCUGCAGUAGAAUAUAAGGCACUUCCAGAGGACUUUAAGUACCAGCUGAGCCGCUGCACUGGAGGAAAUCUUACCUGGCAUGAGUGUCGUGGGAAUAAGACAGCAGGUGGUCGCACUGUCAAACUUUUACAGCAGCCAGGAACUGAGGUCUUGCAGUUUCACACAGGGGAUGCAUACUCUGCUUACCACACUAGUCCCACCCUGCCAAGUCUGUCUAGGCCAGUGGUUCUGUGGUCCCAACAGGAUGUGUGUCGGUGGUUAAAGAAACAUUGCCCUCACAACUAUCUGACCUACGUGGAGGCUUUUUCCCACCACGCUAUUACAGGCCGAGCUUUGUUGAGACUGAAUGGUGAGAAGUUGGAGAGGAUGGGUCUGGUACAGGAAACCCUCAGGCAGGAGCUUCUUCAGCAGGUCCUGCAACUGCAAGUCCAGGAAGAGAGACGCAACCUCCAGCUGCUCAGCAGAGGGACUUUUGGGAACCUGUCAUAGCUACAGCCAUGCGUGGGCAGCUCUGCCAGGCUCAGUAUGCUGCGAGAGGGCAUCGAGGCAUGGGGCCACAGGCUAUGUGUGUCUGUAAGAAGAGACCUCUGUCUUGGACUGCCACAGGCCACUGAGGCUUUGGCAGAGCUUUCAGCAUCAACAGCUGAACCUUCAUGUCCAUCUGAGAUUCCAGAAGAGCACAGACUGAAUCUGCAGCAACAAGAAUAAAGAACCUAACCUGAAUUGCCCCUCUGAGAGUAGUACACUACUCUAAAAUGUGGUGUCUCUGAGAGCACAAGGCUUCACAACUUGAACCAGGAGCACUGGGAAACACGUUUUGCUGCUCACCUUAAGCUGUUUUCUUCUACAGAAGCAUUUUUCAAAUGAAUUUGUCCACAAAUACUAUGUGGGUGAUUUUCCAUGGCACAAUAACUCGCUUUAAUAAUCUUGCAAGAGACAAAUGUCAGUUAGCGACAGAUGGAAUCAGCUACAGUGUAAUUACGUAAAAAUUAAGAAAGCAGCAAGCCUUGACAUGCCUUUCAAAGGUACCACAUCUAACUGAAAUGUCAUGGUUUGAAGGAAAGAUGAGGUGAUAAAAACAAGCUCUUUAGGACUUCACUCGUCAAGUUAAAUGCUGUGGUUAAAAAAAAUAGGAAAGAACUGAAAGAAACCAUUGCUCAAAUGACUUUCACUACACAAAAUGUAGGUGUUUCUCGUCUAUUUAUUACCUUGAUGACACUGCGCUUUACUUGGGGACAUUUAGAGCAUUACAGAAAUUCCACCGAAUAAAAAGUUGACAUUCUCUCCAUACUUUGUCUUGAAUCCUAAACAUUCACUGAUUUCUAAUGGCUUAUUAAAUAUAUUUUCUUUUAAAAACCAUUCUGGCUUACAUGGUACCUUUUGGCCUGAGGACACAUGUCCAGACAUUUACAUUAUGGUUUUUAUCUUAUGUUUGUAUUCUUCAUAUUUAUUCCUUUGAAGUCAUAUUUUAAAAUAUGUAAAUAAAAACAUGAUGCUUGGCCUAAAGAA
This is a messenger RNA of Neoarius graeffei (lesser salmon catfish), 1691 nucleotides long. It is a transcript of the gene samd10a, whose product is annotated as sterile alpha motif domain containing 10a. The record is from RefSeq and is a predicted model, not a curated record. The coding region runs from base 144 to 671 and encodes 175 amino acids. Gene Ontology annotation, molecular function: protein binding. Gene Ontology annotation, cellular component: cytoplasmic side of plasma membrane. The transcript is spliced from 5 exons. NCBI's taxonomy places the organism in Eukaryota, Metazoa, Chordata, Actinopteri, Siluriformes, Ariidae. Gene Ontology annotation, biological process: cell surface receptor protein tyrosine kinase signaling pathway.